AAGUAGUAUUGUGAUAACAAUUAUUUAUUUACACUAGUGAGUUAGUGAUUGGCAUCACUGCACCCCUAAAAAAAAAAAGUGCAAGAAAAAGGCCAUUCAGUGAGGAAGCAGAGAGGCCAGUUAUAAAUUGAUUGUCAGUAACUCAAAUCUCACCUUCACAGUUCACACCACUUGUGUGUUGUUGUACCACUCUGUGUCUUGUUUAUUUCUCCCCGUGUGUGAUUGGUUUUGUUGUUUUGCUUUGCCUGUUGUGAAAGAGUGAAAAGCAAAGCUAUCUUCUAAUCUUGUGAGUAGUCUGUGAAGUAACAAUGGUGGUGAAGAAGCCACGGAUAGUGAUAAUUGGAGCAGGAAUGGCAGGCCUCACAGCUGCCAACAAGCUCUACACUGCCACUGCCUCAAAGGACUUUUUUGAGCUAUGUGUUGUGGAGGGUGGAAGCAGGAUUGGUGGCAGAAUCAACACCUCAGAGUUUGGUGGUGACCGUAUUGAGAUGGGUGCUACAUGGAUCCAUGGAAUUGGAGGCAGUCCAAUUCACAAAAUUGCUCAAGAAAUCCACUCACUCCGCUCUGACCAACCUUGGGAGUGCAUGGAUGGGAACACUGAUGAGGCCAUCACCAUUGCUGAAGGUGGCUUCCACCUCCACCCUUCCAUUGUUGACCCCAUUACAAAGCUCUUCAACAACCUCAUGGAAUAUUCUCAAGGGAAGCUCAAUGAAGCCACUGCAAAGGGUGAACUUGAAAGUUAUCACAAGCUGGCUGCUUUGGCUGCUAAGGUUGCUUCCAACAGGUCUGGUAACAACAACCUUAGUAUUGGCUCUUUUCUGAGACAAGGCCUAGAGACUUACCAGAUUUCAAAGGAGCAAGAGGAGGUCAAAGGGUGUGGGGAGUGGAGCAGGAAGUUACUUGAGGAAGGAAUAUUUGGAAUGCAUGAGAACAACCAGAGGACCUAUACAUCAGCUGAUGACCUCUUGACACUGGAUUAUAGUGCUGAAAGCGAGUACAGAAUGUUCCCAGGUGAAGAAAUCACAAUUGCUAAAGGGUACUUGAGCAUAAUUGAGUCCUUAGCUUCUGUGUUGCCACCUGGUUUGAUUCAGUUAGGUAGAAAAGUCAUAAGGAUUGAGUGGCAGCUUGAUGAGAGGAAGGGUUUGGAAAAUGGCUGUUGUUCUUCUAAGCCUGUGAAGCUGCAUUUUUGUGAUGGCUCCGUUAUGUCCGCUGAUCAUGUCAUUGUCACAGUUUCACUGGGAGUGUUAAAAUCUGCUAUUCGUGAUGAUUCAGGUAUGUUCUGUCCUCCUCUUCCCUCUUCCAAAACUGAGGCAAUUUCAAGGCUUGGCUUUGGGGUUGUUAACAAGUUGUUUAUGCAAUUAAGUCCAAAACAUGGAGGAGGGAAACAUGAAUACCAACAUGAACAUGUAAAUGAUGACUCCGACAAGGGGUUCCCUUUCCUGCAAAUGGUUUUCCAUUCACCUCAAUCUGAAACGAGGCACAAGAAAAUACCCUGGUGGAUGAGGAGGACAGCCACCCUUUUCCCCAUAUACAACAAUUCGAGUGUCCUCUUGUCUUGGUUUGUGGGGGAAGAAGCACUAGCACUUGAGUCACUCAAAGAUGAGGAGAUCAUAAAUGGAGUUUCAUCCACAGUCUCGUGCUUUCUACAGCAUUCUCAGUGGCAAAAGGGUUCCAGUUCACAUAGAUUGUGCAAUGGGAAUGCCAAUUCUGAGGAGAGAUCUCAAGAAAAUGAGGUGAAGUUCAGUAAGGUCUUGAAGAGCAAAUGGGGAACUGAUCCCUUGUUUUUAGGCUCAUACAGUUAUGUUGCUGUAGGGUCAAGUGGUGAUGAUUUAGAUGCAAUGGCCGAGCCAUUGCCAAAAGAUAGCAGUUGUCAGCCUUCUGCUUCUUCUCCACUUCAAAUUUUGUUUGCAGGGGAAGCAACUCACAGAACUCAUUAUUCCACAACUCAUGGAGCUUACUUCAGUGGUCUCAGGGAAGCCAAUAGGCUUCUUCAACAUUAUCAUUGUGUUGGGAUUUACAAUAACUAGUUUUUUUUUUCCUCCUUUUUCUCUUAAAUUUUUUGAACAUUAAUCUCUAUGAUAUUAUUCCCAUUUUCAUUUUAAAAGUCUUCGUUUCUCUUUAAGGAAAGUAGUGAGUGAUUUGGGAAAAAUCAAUAUUAGAGGGGGGCAAGAUGAAUAGUGAGAUGGGGACCUUUAGAUGUACUACUUGAAGUAAUUUUUCCCCAAUAUAUUCCUUUCUCUUCA
Vigna angularis (adzuki bean) is the source of this 2243-nucleotide messenger RNA. Its product is annotated as probable polyamine oxidase 5. The coding region runs from base 309 to 2027 and encodes 572 amino acids. The record is from RefSeq and is a predicted model, not a curated record. Lineage: Eukaryota; Viridiplantae; Streptophyta; Magnoliopsida; Fabales; Fabaceae. The transcript has a single exon. Gene Ontology annotation, molecular function: polyamine oxidase activity.